This is a messenger RNA of Leishmania mexicana MHOM/GT/2001/U1103, 975 nucleotides long. Its product is annotated as GTPase activator-like protein. NCBI's taxonomy places the organism in Eukaryota, Euglenozoa, Kinetoplastea, Trypanosomatida, Trypanosomatidae. Bases 1 to 975 code for a protein of 324 amino acids. Gene Ontology annotation, molecular function: GTPase activator activity. Gene Ontology annotation, biological process: intracellular protein transport; activation of GTPase activity. The transcript has a single exon. The record is from RefSeq and is a predicted model, not a curated record.
AUGGGGUUCUAUCCGACAUCCACACAGCGCUGGGCUGUCAUUGAAGCCGAACGACUCCAGGAGUACAAUGGUGUUUUAGAGGCAUGUGGCCUUGGCCCUGAGCCAUCAAAGUUUCAACCGAGCGAUGUCUCGCGCUUCAUCGACGUUGACGUGCCUCGCACCAUGCCAUCUUUGAACUUUUUCCUCGCAGAUGAGAGGCGACUGGAAAUCAGCCGAGAUGACAGUACGGCAGAGGUCGCACAUUUCACUCCCUCGCAGCAUGCGUUGCGCAGAAUACUGAUAAGCACAGCAAUGGUAAACAAAUCGCUCGGAUAUGUUCAAGGAAUGAACGAGUACGUUGCUUACCUCCUUUACGCCUUCGCCAAAGGUAAGCCAUCAAAUGUUACGGCGUCUGUCGAGGCAGAUACCUUCUUUUGUUUUCAAACGCUUCUUGCGUACCUUGGUGACGACUUCUGCCGCUCAUUCGACUUUGAUGCAGCUUGCGGGCUCACUAGCACUAUGAGGCUCUUUGACAACGUCUUGCGCUUUUUUGAUCCCUCGUUGUUUCAACACCUCGAGUAUCUGGGCAUUAGUGCGGAGUACUAUGCACUUCGCUGGAUCAUGCUCUUGUUUAUGCAGGAGUUCAACAUAGCAGACGGCCUGCGCGUGUGGGACUUUCUUUUGUCAUUCGGCGACGAGAUCAGAAGCGCCGCCUUCUUCGUUGCGGCGGCAAUGUGUCACCACCUGCGCAGCUCCAUUUUGUCCGGAGAAGCGAUGAGUGACGUUUUGCCGCUUCUUCAGGAGUAUCCGGCUGGGGAUGUGAACCUCUUUCUUCGCACAGCGUUGAAGUGGAUUGUGAAGUUCGAUUUCGGCCUGCUACAAGAACUGAAACAAUUGUCUCCGGAGGGUGUGCAGGCGCUGCGACGCAGCCGCGGACUAGAAGGAGGGAUGAAUUUUGUACAAGUGAUGCAGAGUUGGGUGCCGUCUAUGUUUUAG